Arabidopsis arenosa is the source of this 1139-nucleotide messenger RNA. The record is from the annotation of a GenBank genome assembly. NCBI's taxonomy places the organism in Eukaryota, Viridiplantae, Streptophyta, Magnoliopsida, Brassicales, Brassicaceae.
UUCUUCUUCUUCUAAUUCUCUGAAAUCGAAGUUUCUCAAAGUGUUUUGUUUUUCCGAUGAGGUGUAAGAGACACACAGUAGAUUUCAGUAGCAGUAUCGGCGUUUGUGCUUCUUGUCUCCGUGAACGACUCUUUUCUCUCGCUGUUUCAACCGCCGCGUCUGAAAACGACGAUAACGAUCAUCGUCAUUCUCGGAUUUCUCCACCUCCUCUGCGUUUUCCUCGUUCUGUUUCUCCUUACGUUGCUCCAAGAAAAUCCGACGCCGGUACCGGAACCGGAGAUUCUGUAGCUUCUUCUAAUAACCGAUUCUUCGCAACGCCGCAAGUUGUUGAUCAUUCAUACGGCGGAGGAGGAGGAGGAGGAAGAGGAUCAUCGUCAUCGGAAAAAGUCUUCGAAUCAGACAGAUCGUUCAAGAAGAAAAAAAGCGGUUUAUCUAGAUUCUCAAGCUUCUUCAGAACGAGAUCUGACGAUUACGAUUCGCGUCGCGAUUCAUGCGACGCGUCCACGUUUUCUCAAUCGUCGUCGUCGACGACUUCACGGUCAUGGUUUUCGAAAGUUCUCACAGUUCGAUCGAAGAAACAAUCAACCACCACUACUUGCUACAUCGAGGAUUUGAUCGCUUCUGAAUCCGAUCAUCAUCAUCAAAAUCGACCUAGACAGAGAUAUUGUAGAGGAAUGUCGCCGGCGGGAGAUUCAGCGGCGAACGAUGAAUCAGUUGAGGAAUCACCUGGAAGAUUAAGAAGAACGCCGGCGAUGGGAACUCCGGGGAGGAAAAAGACGGCGACGAUUGGGAUUGGUAGAAGUGUAUCAGGGAUGGCUUUUUGCUUGAGUCCAUUAGUGAGAGCUAAACCUAACUGUGCUUCUAAUUGGAAAGCGAAAUUUCCGCCGGAUUUUGGAUAUUCCGGUGAAUUGAAGUCUCCGGCGAAGCCUCAUCUUUCAACGGCGGCGUCUUUUUGCGGUAACCGGUCUAAGAAGCUUGUGGAUUUAGGUAGAGUUGAUCACCGCCGUUGAUUUUUUUUUGUUGGGGUCAAAAUCUGACCGUUCUUUGAGAAAUUACCUAAAAUACCCUUCACAAGAUUCAUAUGGAAGUUAUUAUAUAUGGUGCUUUACUAUACCAACAGAUAAAGAGUGAAUUUACUU